Messenger RNA from Erythranthe guttata (spotted monkey flower), 2167 nucleotides. The record is from RefSeq and is a predicted model, not a curated record. NCBI's taxonomy places the organism in Eukaryota, Viridiplantae, Streptophyta, Magnoliopsida, Lamiales, Phrymaceae.
AAAACCACCAACUUUCCGAUGAUGUUUCACCACCCACAUCGGAGGAAGUUAACAACUGAAAACAAUCAGAAUGAAUUUGAAACCGCCACCGAUUUCGAAAGCUACAUUUCAUCUUCUUCUUCUUCUUCUUCUUCAUUAAGUUCUCGUUCUUCAACAACUCCAUUAAUAAAUCACCACCACCAAAACAAGAUUUGCAGGAUUAAUAUUACCACCACACGUGAUCCGGGUCAUCAUGACCCGAAACAACUAACGGGUUCGGGUUGUUUCAGUGUCGUCUCACCCAAACCCUGGGAAAAGUUGAAGCUCUGGUUCGGUUCAGCUUCUUCCAUGGCCGCUGCUACCCCCCACUCUGUUGAUUUAUCACUCCAAUUUAGAAACAAGAAGCAGCAAAAGAGGGAGGAACUCGAAAGAGAGGUUACCGUGCUACACAAAAUGCUGGCAAAUGAACAGAAGGUGAACGAGUAUCUCGAACGAAUCCGACAUCGAAAAGACGGUUCUGCCCUUGCCAUUCCGAACUUUCUUCCAUCCAAAAUGAAGGAAAUACUAGCAGAGUUGGCAAUGGUCGAAAACGAGAUAACACGUCUCGAAAGCCAGAUCAAACACCUUCAAGACGAAAUGCAACACGAAAAGGAAUCUUAUAAUAACUACAAGGAAUAUUCUUCACCGCUCCCGCCAAACUCGAGCACCGUAAAAAAAAUAAAAAAUCCGAAUGAAAACGUCACGUUCGAGACGAAGGCCCUCCAUUUCAUAAGCAAGGCCAUCAAAGGAGACUAUCGUUUAAGUGACUUCAGCAAUACAAACGACAACUCGAACAAUGGAUUAUUAUUUUCCAAUCAAAAGGAGAACAAAUUUCAAGAAAGUCGAGGAAUAUUCCGAGAAAAAGUAUCGAAACGAAACGGCAUAUUGAAAAAUCCCUCCCCCUUGAGAGAGCCAAGGCAUUUAACUCCAAGAAGAGAUCGAAAUCUUGAAACUCCGACCGAAAUUCCACCUAGAGUUCUAUCGACCCCUUUACAUUCGGUGGAAGAAAACAUCCAAAGAUGGCCACCGAAUAAACUAUCCGAAAAUAUAAUGAAGUGUUUGGUAUUCGUUUUUGUGAGGCUUCUUCGAACUUCUAGAGUGAUGGAGUUGGAGAAAUCGGGCCCCAUUUCCCGUUCCACGAGCUUCUCUCUGAGCUUCAGGGCAACAACUGAAACGGGCCAGAACUCAAAAACGGGCCCCGUUUUUCAAAAGGAGUCACGACAGCAAGAUCCAUACGGAAUCUUCGAUUCGGAAGAUUCCGUACCUAGGGAUACCGGGCCUUACAAGAACUUGGUUAGAUUCACAUCAAGCUCAUUGGACUUGAAAUGUAUCCAAAACUCAAGCUCUGUUCCUCUCUUACAGAAAUUAAAGAUUUUAAUGGAUGGUCUGCAAAAAGUGGAUUUGAGGUUUUUGAGUCAUCAACAAAAGCUUGCAUUUUGGAUCAACAUGUACAAUGCUUGUAUCAUGCAUGGAUAUCUUCAAUAUGGGAUUCCAACAGUUUUUAGCCCUGACAACCUGCUAUCACUAAUCAAGAAGUCAACUCUCAACAUAGCCGGAAACACAAUCGACGCUGACUCAAUCGAGCAUUUCAUCUUGAGAAAGCCACAAGAUUCGUUAAUUCUGAACGAAGAAGAAGAUAGUAAUAAACAAAUCAUGAUUCACGAGCUAUACGGACUCAACACACCCGAUCCAAACAUCGCAUUCGCCUUAUGCUGCGGCACUCGUUCUUCACCAGCAGUUAAAAUAUAUACAGGUGAUGGGGUGGUGAGUGAACUAGAGAAAUCGAAGCUGGAAUAUUUGCAAGCUGCUAUAAUGGUGAAAACCUCGAAAAAAAUUGCAGUUCCCGAGCUUCUGCUUAGGAACAUGGCUGAUUUUGCCGCCGCCGACAGAGAGGCCGCGGUGGUGGAGUGGCUGAGCCACCAGCUUCCCACCGCGGGCUCUUUGAGGAAAUCAAUUGUGGACUGUUGCAGGGGAAUUCACGGUGGUAAGGCAUCGGCACACGUGGACAAGAUACCUUAUGAAUUUGAAUUUCAGUAUUUGUUGGCAAUAUAAAUUAAAUUAUUUAUAAUCGAGUCUAUGUACAAUAUUCUUUUUGUGGCUAUAUGAAUGAAUAAUAUGAAAUAAAAACAUAAUUUUAAUUCUUAAAUCA